AUGCAGUCGGCGAUCCGGGCGGAGAAGCGGGUCCUUGUAGAGGGUGCAAACGCACUCAUGCUUGACAUUGACUACGGGACAUAUCCGUAUGUCACGAGUUCCAACACAUCGAUUGGGGGAGUAUGUACAGGGUUAGGGUUGUCCCCUCGGCGAAUCGAGCAUAUUAUUGGCGUGGUCAAGGCGUAUACGACGAGGGUGGGAUACGGGCCGUUUCCGACAGAGUUGAAAGAUGAGAUAGGGGAGCACCUGCAGCGAGAGGGGAGAGAAUGGGGGGUGACGACGGGGCGGCGGCGACGGUGUGGAUGGCUGGAUCUUGUGCUUUUGCGGUAUUCGGACUGGAUCAAUGGAUAUUCAUGUUUGAUGGUUACAAAGUUGGAUGUGCUGGAUGGGCUUUCGGAGAUUAAGAUAGGCGUGGCAUACAGGAACGAGGGCAGAGAGGUCCCAUAUGUCUCAGCGGAUCUUGAAAUGCUCAAAAAUGUUCAAGUUGAGUAUAAAACAGUCCCGGGAUGGCAAAAGACGACGAGGGGAUGCAAAUCGUUUGAAGAGCUGCCAAAAGAGGCUCAGGCAUACAUUCAGUUUAUAGAGAAGUUUGUGAAUGUUAAGGUGGCCUACGUUGGAGUCGGUCCGAGUCGAGACGAUAUUAUUGUUCGCUGA
This is a messenger RNA of Pneumocystis jirovecii RU7, 654 nucleotides long. RefSeq names its product adenylosuccinate synthase. The coding region runs from base 1 to 654 and encodes 217 amino acids. Gene Ontology annotation, biological process: IMP metabolic process; 'de novo' AMP biosynthetic process. The transcript is spliced from 4 exons. The record is from RefSeq and is a predicted model, not a curated record. Lineage: Eukaryota; Fungi; Ascomycota; Pneumocystomycetes; Pneumocystales; Pneumocystaceae. Gene Ontology annotation, molecular function: nucleotide binding; adenylosuccinate synthase activity. Gene Ontology annotation, cellular component: cytoplasm.